Molecule: messenger RNA, 1650 nt
Organism: Spinacia oleracea (spinach)
Lineage: Eukaryota; Viridiplantae; Streptophyta; Magnoliopsida; Caryophyllales; Amaranthaceae
Product: BAG family molecular chaperone regulator 7
Exons: 3
Coding region: 180-1337 (385 amino acids)
Biological process (GO): protein folding
Cellular component (GO): plasmodesma
Source: RefSeq, a predicted model, not a curated record
AUUCCACCAAACUGAAUAUUUUCCCAAAUUACCCUUUAUCUCUCUAUCUCUUUCUCUCUCCUCUUCAAACGCUAUACAUUUCCCUUUCAAUCAUCCAUCAUCAUCAUCUUCAACCUUUCUCUCUCCUACUUCGUCUUCUUCCUCUUCUUCUUCCUCAUCAUCAAGCAAAUCCUGCAAAAAUGAGCUACAGAAAGUACGAAAUCAUCGAACAUUCAUCUCCUUGCUUCAUCACUGAAACCUCCAUUUUCCCACCAAAAUCCCUCUCCUUAAACCCCUUCUUCCCCCCUUCACUCAUCUGCGACGAUGAACCCACCUUCUCCCCUUUCGAUCUGGUCCAGAUCGAGUCAUCAUUCCCGCUCUGCACCACCUACAAGCGAGUCGUACGCCGAGUCGACCCGGUUGAAUCCUACCUGAAGGUGAUCUCCGAGCGAGUGAGCUCACUCGAGUCGAAGUUCGACAAGCUGCUGCUGUCAAAGGAGAAGGAGAAGAAGGCGAAACAGCAACAGGAGCAGAAGAUGCGACAGGUGGACAGGAAGUACUCGUUUACGGCGGAGAUUAAAGGGGAGGUGGAGAAGAAGUACAAAUGGACGGCGGAGAUUGAAGGGGAUGAUGACAAAAAGGGGAAGAAAGGUGAGAGGAAGUACCAGUGGAUGACUGAGGUUAAGGGGAAGGAAGAUGAGAAGAGGAUUUACACGUGGAAGGCUACCAUUGGUGGUGAUAAGAAGAAGAAGAUUGAGAGCGGGAAGAAGAAGGAGAAGGGUUCCUCUGCUGCGCGGAUUGUUGAGAUCGAAGAAACCUCUGAUCAUAGAGCUGUGGUUAUGCGUCAGGCUUUUGCCAAAAGAUCUACCAAUGAUAAAGGAAAAAGGAAGGAACUAUCACCCUAUGAUGCAGCAGCUUUGAUCCAGUGGACCUUCAGGGCUUACCUUAUUCGCAGAUCUAAGGCCCUACGUGCCCUUCGAGAGCUUGCCGUUGCAAAAACUAAGUUGAAGGAACUCAGGGCAUUGUUCCAUAACUUCUCCUACCGUAGCCGCGUUUCCCGUGAUGCUGAGGAGCGUCAGAAGUUCUCAGAGAAAAUCAUCGUUCUGCUCCUCACUGUGGAUGCUAUUGAGGGAGUUGAUCUGAUGGUGAGAGCUGCAAAGAGAUCAAUGGUGGAUGAACUGGAGGCAAUGCUCGAGGUGGUGGAACCCCAACCUCAACCUGAUGGUAGAUCUCUCUCCAUGAGGCGAAGGACCUUCGACAUGCCUAGUGGGACCAUCCAAAAGGAAAUCGCCGAAGGUGUUGCACAGGUCGUUCAAAUGCUUGAUGAAGAAAACGGAACCUUUGAAGCAUGCGUAUAAAGAAAGAACUUGGCUAAACUCGGUUAAAAACGUGGUUAUUACAUAUUCAGCUAUGUUGUUGUAUGUUUUGUUAAUUUAGGAAGGGUUAGAGUUUGCAGUCUAAAACACAUUUUGUGAGUUAAUCGGCUCGAGUUUCUAGGUUUAGUUUAGUAGUAAUGUAUUACCAGGAGGAUUGUUUCUACUGCUUUGAUUUUUUUUCCUUCUUGUUUUGAGAUGCUUUUGAAUGUUAUGUGAUCUGGGUUUGUUCAAAGUGUUGGGUUAUGCAAUGAAGGAGAUAAUGAGCAGAACCCGACCCGGGUGUGAUUUGGGUCAA